Podospora pseudopauciseta is the source of this 2628-nucleotide messenger RNA. RefSeq lists its product as uncharacterized. The transcript is spliced from 8 exons. NCBI's taxonomy places the organism in Eukaryota, Fungi, Ascomycota, Sordariomycetes, Sordariales, Podosporaceae. The record is from RefSeq and is a predicted model, not a curated record. The coding region runs from base 227 to 2530 and encodes 767 amino acids. Gene Ontology annotation, molecular function: ATP binding; ATP-dependent protein folding chaperone.
GCGUUCGGUGAGAUGACUGACUGGUUGUGGCCAGAGGAGUCUGUCGGUCGCGCCCGCCCAGAAGCCUGGUGCUUGACCACAUGCACGACCAGGACAUCCCUCAGUCUCAACAUCUAGGUAUCUCCUCUCCUCCGUCUUUCCCACACCUUGGAGCCCAAAUCAACUUCACAUACAGUUGUUGCUUCCUUUGCCAACGGAGGUACCCAGACCGACUGGUAACUUGAAUAUGGAGGGAUCUCUCACAGGCUCGCAGCUGGGGAGCCAACUAUCAUUACUUUCGAAGUCUAGCAGCGUCGGAAUGCGUGCGGCGCCGUUCGUGUUUGGAAUUGAUUUCGGAACCACCUACACUGGUGUUGCAUGGUCAGCGCGUCAGGGAAAGGUUCGGCCAGAGCAUAUACAUCUCGUCAAAAAUUGGGAUAGCGUCCAAUAUAUGAACACAGAACGGGAGAAGACACCAACAGCGAUAUCAUACUCUUCCACCAAACAGGUCACAUCUUGGGGAUAUAAUAUUCUCACCUUCGAUGAAUCUGUUCGGUGGUUCAAACUAUUGCUUCUCGACGAUGCGGACCUUCAAGAGCACCUCAAGGACGCCCCCCAGCUUAUCAGUGCCAGACAGCGGUUGUUGGAGAUGGGAAAGAAACCAAUCGAUGUCAUUGCGGAUUACUUGCGAAACCUCUGGAGUCAUGUUAUGGCCGACGUAGAAAAGGCGAUGACACCCAGCUUCGUCAAGUCUACGCCAUUCCGAAUUAUCAUCACUGUCCCCGCGAUUUGGAAGUCCUACAUGAGAGAGAGAAUGCGCGAAGCAGCGAAUAUGGCAGGCUUACUUGAUCCUCGUGAAUGUGGCGAAACCGAACUGGACUUCGUUUCUGAGCCUGAAGCUGCAGCAAUUGCCACUUUCACCAACAUGAAAGGCAGACCAGACAUCAAAGUCGGGACAUCCAUAACUGUUGUCGACGCUGGGGGAGGCACGGUCGACUUGAUCAGUUAUCAGGUUGUGGAUACCAACAGAUUUGCUGCUAGGGAAGCGGUGGAAGGUACUGGGGCCCUUUGUGGAGCGAUCUUUCUGGACCAGGAGUUCGAGACACUUGUUCGAGAUCACGUUGCUACAGAUGUUUGGCGCCAGGUCCCCCCACAAGAAAUUGCAGAGAUGAUGAAUCAGUCAUGGGAACAUGGUAUCAAGCAACAAUUUACAUUGAAGCAGGGUCCUGAAAAGCUCUGGAAGGUGCGCCUUCCUGCUCGAGUGGUUCAACUAACUGGACAGGCGGACAUCACAUUGUCAUCGUCUACUAUCGCGGAAAUAUUUGAUCAUGUUGUCUCCAAGAUAUUGGAUCUUGUUGACUCACAAAUUGAGACACUUGAAAAGAAAACAGGGUCAGGUCCGAAUUUUGUCAUCUUGGUCGGAGGGUUUGGGAAAUCUAGAUACCUCUGGGAAAGGCUGAGUAGUUGGUUAGGUGAUGACUGCCCAGUGAUGCAGCCAUCUGAGCCAGGACCAUGGACCGCCAUAUGCCGAGGCGCAGUCAUACGGGGCACCCAAGAUGCUGAAAUCAAAAUUACGUCCCGAAUAUCACGUAGCAACUAUGGCCACAUAUACGAUACUCGCUUUCAGCAAGGUGUACAUGAUGAGAGAGACCAAAUGGUGGACCCCAUCACUCUCGAAACAAUUGCUUAUGCUCAAAUCGGAUGGUUUGUUACGAAGGGUGAAAAUACAACAGAGACGUCCCCUCGCAAGCAACUUUACUAUCGAUACUACACAAUUAAUGAUCCGCGCGAGUACCCAUGCAUUUCAGAACACCUGGUCAGCUGCGACACAGUCAACCCCCCUACUAGAAUCGAACCAGAGGUCAAGAAUCUGUGCACGAUUGACUUCUGCUCUCCAAUUCCAUUUGACGAUCUUCCCUUCAGCACAAAUUCUCAUGGCCAGAGAUAUCGCUACUUUUGCUACUCGUGCCUCACCAGCGUUGACGGGGCAUCAUUAAAGGUCGUUGUGGAAGUCAACGGCGAGACAAUAACAUCCAAAAAUCUUUCACUCAAUUUUGAAAGCCGUCCCCGACCUCGGGAUCUUGCCGGGACCUCAAUCAGAAACGUAUCAGCCCCUACCACCUUGCCAUUGCAGCAGAAAUUAUCUGUUGGGGAUGACUUGAGCAAUAAGCCAAAUCGAGAAUCCGAACAAGACGACCGAUCAAAGCUUGCCGGUGCGAGUAAAAGUGACAACGAGAGGAAGCAAAAGGCAAAGCAUGUUGACGAGGAUGAAGCUUUAACUGUCUUAUCGCCGACCACUACCGCUCUUCCUAGAACACCGAGCAUAUCGCUUCUGCACAGGACCCUAAGACCUUCCUCGUCAAGGUGGUCGUUACCAAAGAGCGCGAGCACGAUAAGUCUCUUGGAACACGAUUCUCUCAGAGGUACGGAGGAAGGAGAUAGAAGGAACACUUCCAACGAAGGCAGCUCAGUGAGCUUAGCGGAGAGGAGAGCACUAAGACGUGAACGUAGGAGAGUGGAAGCAGACCAUAUUGUUGAGGUUCCGGAGUAAUGAUGUCUUUUCUUCUUGCUACGUACCUUAGUCGGUAUUAAAUACGUACACAUGUAUUGAGUAUUCACUCAAAUUAUACCAUGUCGUAUCGCCAUUCA